CGUCCCCGCGGGGGGCUUAGGAUGCCCGGGGCCCCUCACUGUGCGCGGUGCGCUCGGCGCCCAGCCCGGUUGCCAUGGCGCCCCCCGGCUCGGUGGCCGGAGAGAACGGGGGGCGGGGGGCCUGCGGGGCCCCGGACCCCCAGCUCGGGGAGGAGCAGCAGCAGCAGCAGCAGCAGCAGCAAGAGGAGGACGACGACGGGGCGGAGGCCGGACCCGCCCGCGAGGAGCAGCGCCCGGUGCAGCCGUCCCUCGCCAAGUCCCUGUGCCGCGAGUCGCACUGGAAGUGCCUGCUGCUCUCGCUGCUCAUGUACGGCUGCCUGGGGGCCGUGACCUGGUGCCGCCUGACCAAGGUGACCCGCCUGACCUUCAGCAGCGCCUACAAGGGCAACUCGCUCAUGUACCACGACAGCCCCUGCUCCGACGGCUACGUGUACAUCCCGCUGGCCUUCCUCCUCACGCUGUACGCCGUGUACCUGGUGGAGUGCUGGCACUGCCAGGCGCGGCGGGAGCUCCAGUACCGCGUGGACGUGGGCAGCGUGCGGGAGCGGGUGGGCCGCAUGCAGCGGGCCACGCCCUGCAUCUGGUGGAAGGCCAUCAGCUACCACUACGUCCGCCGCACCCGCCAGGUGACCCAUUACCGCAACGGGGACGCCUACACCACCACCCGGGUGUACCACGAGCGCGUCAACACGCACGUGGCCGAGGCCGAGUUCGACUACGCGCGCUGCGGCGUGCGCGACGUCUCCAAGGCCCUGGUGGGCCUCGAGCGGCCCCCGGCCACCCGCCUGCGCUUCACCAAGUGCUUCAGCUUCGCCAGCGUGGAGGCGGAGAACGCCUACCUGUGCCAGCGCGCCCGCUUCUUCGCCGAGAACGAGGGCCUGGACGACUACCUGGAGGCGCGCGAGGGCAUGCACCUGAAGAACGUGGACUUCCGCGAGUUCAUGGUGGCGUUCCCGGACCCGGCCCGCCCGCCGUGGUACGCCUGCCCCUCGGCUUUCUGGGCCGCGGCCCUGCUCACCCUGUCCUGGCCCCUGCGGGUGCUGGGCGAGUACCGCACGGCCUACGCGCACUACCACGUGGAGAAGCUCUUCGGCCUGGAGGGGGCCGGCCCCGGCCCGGGCGGGGAGGCCGACCCCCACGAGCCGGGCGGGCCGCCCCCGGCCCCCCGCCUGCCCCGCGUCAACACGGUGGACAGCACGGAGCUGGAGUGGCACAUCCGCUCCAACCGGCAACUGGCGCCCAGCUACUCGGAGGCGGUGCUGAUGGACCUGGCGGGCUUCGCGGCGGCCGGGGCCGGCGGGCCCUGCGGGCGCUACGGCCCCCCGACCCGGCGCGGCUGCGAGCGCUGCCACCGGGCCGUCAGCAGCUCGUCCAUCUUCUCGCGGAGCGCCCUGAGCGUCUGCGCCGGCCCCCGGGCCGGGCCGGCGUCCGGCGGCAGCCGCUUCUCGCUGGGCCGCCUCUACGGGUCCCGGAGGAGCUGCCUGUGGCGCAGCCGGAGCGGCAGCCUCAACGAGGCCAGCUGCCCCACGGAGCAGACGCGCCUCUCCAGCCAGGCCAGCUUGGACGACGACGACGACGACGACGGCGGCGAGGACGGGGCCCACGCCGGGGGCCCGCCCCCGCCCUACCAGGACGCCCUCUACUUCCCCGUGCUCAUCGUCCACCGCCACGACGGCUGCGGAGGCCACCGGCCCCUGCACCGCCACGGCUCCUGCGUGGAGACCUCGCUGUGACCCGCCUCUCGGUCACCCCGGCGGGGGCCGGGGCGGUCGGCCUCGUCCGGGGGACUGGCCCGUGGGAGGCCUCCGCGGAGAGAGCCCCCAG
This is a messenger RNA of Tachyglossus aculeatus (Australian echidna), 1824 nucleotides long. RefSeq names its product transmembrane protein 151B (gene TMEM151B). The record is from RefSeq and is a predicted model, not a curated record. Lineage: Eukaryota; Metazoa; Chordata; Mammalia; Monotremata; Tachyglossidae. The transcript has 2 exons. The coding region runs from base 75 to 1733 and encodes 552 amino acids.